AUGGCCUCACUCCCCAAGGGCAUCUCGGCCGUCCUGUCCAAGGCGCCCACCGACGUCGUGAUCCUCUCCUCGCUCCGCACACCCAUCUGCCGAUCCUACAAGGGCCAACUGAAAGAUGCAUACCCGGAGGAGCUGCUCUCGGUGGUGCUGAGGGCGACCCUCGACGCCAACCCGAAGCUGGACCCCUCCAAGAUCGACGACGUCGCCGUGGGCGUGGUGCUGUCCGAGCUGGGCGGGUCCAAGGCGGCGAGGAUGGCCAUGAACCACGUGGGCUACCCGUCCACGACCUCGCUGUACACGGUCAACCGCGCCUGCAGCUCCAGCCUGCAGAGCAUAGCCGCCGUGGCCGGCCAGAUCCGCACGGGCGCCAUCGACGUCGGCGUGGGCGCGGGCAUGGAGAGCAUGACGCGCAACUACGGCAGCCGCGCCAUCCCCGUCGACGUCUGGCCCGCCCUCAAGGACUCGCCCGUCAAGGACGCCCGCGACUGCAUCAUGCCCAUGGGCCUGACCUCGGAGAACGUCGCCGACCGCUACGGCGUCGCCCGCGCCGACCAGGACGCCUUCGCCGCGGAGAGCCACCUGCGCGCCGCGCGGGCACGCUCCGAGGGGUACUUCGCGGACGAGAUCGCGCCCGUCACCACGCGCUUCCAGGAGGUCGACAAGCAGGGCAACAAGGUGGGCGAGGAGAAGACCAUCACGGUCACCGAGGACGACGGAAUCCGCACCAACGCGUCGGUCGAGGGCAUGGCCAAGCUCAAGCCGGCGUUCAAGCCCGACGGCGCCAGCACGGCCGGCAACUCGAGCCAGGUCAGCGACGGCGCGGCGGCGACGCUGCUGAUGCGCCGCAGCACGGCGACGGAGCUGGGGCUCUCGGGCCAGAUCCUCGGCAAGUUCGUGUCGGCCGUGUCGGUGGGCUGCGCGCCGGACGAGAUGGGCAUCGGCCCGGCGCUGGCCAUUCCCAAGCUGCUGGGCCAGGUCGGCCUGGAGAACAGGGACGUGCACCGCUGGGAGAUCAACGAGGCGUUCGCGAGCCAGGCGCUGUACUGCAUCCGGAAGCUGGGCCUCGAGGGCGACCUGGCCAAGAUCAACCCGGACGGCGGCGCCAUCGCGCUGGGUCACCCCCUCGGUGCCACCGGUGCCAGGAUGACGAGCACCCUGAUGCACGGCCUGAAGAGGAGCGAUGGCGAGGUUGGCGUGGUCAGCAUGUGUGUGGGCACGGGCAUGGGCAUGGCUGGGCUGUUUGUGAGGGAGUGA
This is a messenger RNA of Diaporthe citri, 1254 nucleotides long. RefSeq lists its product as uncharacterized. NCBI's taxonomy places the organism in Eukaryota, Fungi, Ascomycota, Sordariomycetes, Diaporthales, Diaporthaceae. The transcript has a single exon. Gene Ontology annotation, cellular component: peroxisome. Gene Ontology annotation, molecular function: acetyl-CoA C-acyltransferase activity. Gene Ontology annotation, biological process: fatty acid beta-oxidation; phenylacetate catabolic process. The record is from RefSeq and is a predicted model, not a curated record. Bases 1 to 1254 code for a protein of 417 amino acids.